UCCUUUGGCCUCCGUUGCCCCGCAGUUGACGCACAACAUUCGAGCUGUCCAACAUCGGUGUGGACUGAGUGGUGAGCGCCGCUUUUGGAGCGUAUGGGUAAAGCUCAAGUACAGAUUUUCGCGCAUUCGGGGAAUAUUUCUAUGGACGAAAAUGGAUUGCAAUAAACGUUUUCUAUGGCUUUCCGGCAUUUUAUUAGGUCCAAUUCUACUUGCAGCCUUGACGUUACAAGAUGCCGCCAGUCCAGUAUUUCAAAAUCACAAAACGAAAGAGUGGACGAAUUUAGAUAAUAUCACAUUCUCUUUUGAUUGUACGCAUCGACCGGUUGGCUUCUACGCCGACAUGGAGUACAAUUGUCAGAUCUUCCACAUGUGCGAUGAGGAGGGCAAUCGCAUACCACACUUGUGCGCCAACGAGACUUCCUUCAAUCAGGAAUAUCGCAUCUGUGAUUGGGACUACAACUUCAACUGUACUGAAUCGCCGAAAUGGUUUUAUUUGAACGAACUGACGUACGCCACAGAGCCGCCUGACGAGGAUGAAGACUAUUGAAACACCACCCGCUCCCAUCGCCCACCAACCAACUACAACACUAACAACCCCAACUCUCCCAAAAACACCCCAAUCUUCUCCGCUUCGGGCACCACUUCGUGUGUGACCUUCCUGACAAGUAAUUAGCUAAGUGAAGUAAUUGUAUUUAUACUAUUUGUAAUUAUUUGUAAUUUGUUAUGACUAAACUGUCCUAAUAUAUAGUGUGUGUAUAAAAAGUUAAUGAGAUUUACGAACAACCAAUUUGAGUGUCGCAUAUUUACGCGCAUACUAAAAUCAUUUAAUGAAUCAUUAGCGUUAGUGAUUUUCCUUAUUUAUAAUGUUAUGUAUAUGUUAUUGUAAAAUUUUAAACAAAAUGUGUGUGUGUACAUAUAUUUAUAUAUGUAUGUAGUUGUAUAUAUGUAUGUACCUAGAAGCGUAGGAAUAAAUCUAAUUUAUACAGUUGAUUUCGUAGCGAUAUUGUUAUCAUAAUGUUUGUAUGUAGUAUCCUGCUAUUAUAUUCCAAAUUUUAAAAACACAUUAGUAAUUGAAAUAAGUAUUUUGUUUUUGGCUUUUUUCUAAUGCCAAUGCGACCUAAGAUAAAUAUAGCAAAACAUCUUGUUAAAACAACCGCAUCGAUAUAUGAAUGUAUAAUAAAAUUUUGUAAACACCACAACAACAGA
Molecule: messenger RNA, 1206 nt
Organism: Bactrocera tryoni
Lineage: Eukaryota; Metazoa; Arthropoda; Insecta; Diptera; Tephritidae
Exons: 4
Coding region: 152-547 (131 amino acids)
Cellular component (GO): extracellular region
Molecular function (GO): chitin binding
Source: RefSeq, a predicted model, not a curated record